CGUCACAUCCGGGCUAUGCUAUGCUAUCUGAAACGGCGCUGCGUUAGAGUAAUAUAUAAUUAUUUAUAAAUUAUUAUUGUUGCUAAAGGGUGAGGAAUGGCUCGGCCUCUGUUCGGGGGGGCCAUGUCCGCUGUUCUCCCCCCCAACACCACAGAUAUCAGUGAGCUGAGGGAGAUCCCAGAUAAUCAGGAGGUGUUCGCUCACACCAACACUGAUCAGAGCUUCAUCAUCGAGCUGCUGGAGUACCAGAGUCACGUCCAGGACUCUCAAGCUGCCAGGUACCAUUAUGAGGACGUCGCGAGCGGUAAUAAAGCUGGACGGACGGAGGUGAAGGAGGUUCAGUGUGUUCCUCUCUCCCACCUCUCUCUGAGCGAGUGCAGCUCGGCCUGGAGCCUCAGCGGGGUGCAGCUCAUCUCCAAAUUUAACGAGCAGGCGGAGAACGUGGUGAACAUCCACUUGUGUUUGUUCCGUUUGCCGCAGUUCACCACCGACAUCCUCAUCACCUUCAACGAUCCCGUCAGUAUCAGUGCGCUCAGCAGUAGCAGUGGUGCAGGAGCUGAUGGAGCCUGGAUGCUGCAGGACUUCCAGACCUUCGUCCAGUCAUUUACACUGCUCGACCCAGGAGUGUUCGGAUAACACACACACACACACACACACACUCUCUCACACACACACACACACACACACACACACACACACACACACACACACACACACACACACACACACACACACACACAUCUUCAUGCAUCAGUGUUUAAUAAACGAGAUGUGAACUGAUGAACAGUU
This is a messenger RNA of Trichomycterus rosablanca, 789 nucleotides long. RefSeq names its product RAN guanine nucleotide release factor (gene rangrf). NCBI's taxonomy places the organism in Eukaryota, Metazoa, Chordata, Actinopteri, Siluriformes, Trichomycteridae. The transcript is spliced from 6 exons. Bases 97 to 636 code for a protein of 179 amino acids. The record is from RefSeq and is a predicted model, not a curated record. Gene Ontology annotation, cellular component: nucleus. Gene Ontology annotation, molecular function: guanyl-nucleotide exchange factor activity; small GTPase binding; sodium channel regulator activity. Gene Ontology annotation, biological process: regulation of membrane depolarization; regulation of sodium ion transmembrane transporter activity; heart contraction.